CCUCGCCAAGGCCUCCGCGAUCGCUGCGGCUGCCAAGCGCCGGCUUGGUACCUGAGCAGGCCUCGGCUUUUGGUCGCACACGCUGGAGGCUCGCAAUGUGAACGGACGGAGGAGGCAUUCCGCCCCGAUCCGUGUCCGAAGCGGCCACGAGUUGCUCGUUGCACUGGCGUUCGAUCACUCAGUCUUUCGAGGGCCUGGGUUGGGCUGUGAUGAAGACUGUCAACUAUCCUGACGCGGAAGGGAUGCGGACUGCGGAGCGCCCAUUCGGCGUCUCAGUUCCCUUCCGUGGUGGCAAUGGCAUCUCCGCAUACCCACCACACGCGAGCGAGACCCACGCUAUCGCCACGACCCCAAGCAAAGGGGAAAUGGGUUCGCCUAUCGUGCGACACCCGUUCGAUCUGGCUUCUGACGCGAACAGCCAUCAGACCAUCGCAUGAAUUGCUGCUCAGCACUUGGUUGCUGCAGUGCUACUGUAAUGGAGCGUCCGCACGCGUCCACCUUCCCCUCUUUCUGCUCAGAUUUUCGUAAAAGUAUGGCCUAGACCCUUAGCCUUCGAGCGACGACAGCGAUGACAACAAUUAGGCACCGCUUGUCUUACUUCUUUCCGUCGCUAAUCGCGUACUACCUCAUCAACGCUAGGCCUGAGCCUACCCGCGAUUGACAAGAAUGAUUCUUCGCCGCGCGUAUCAGCCACAAAUGUGCCAUUUCUGGCUUGGGAGCAUAACGAC
This is a messenger RNA of Dichomitus squalens LYAD-421 SS1, 728 nucleotides long. RefSeq lists its product as uncharacterized. Bases 210 to 437 code for a protein of 75 amino acids. The record is from RefSeq and is a predicted model, not a curated record. Lineage: Eukaryota; Fungi; Basidiomycota; Agaricomycetes; Polyporales; Polyporaceae. The transcript is spliced from 4 exons.